CUGAGGGUCACUGUGGAUUCGAUGGGCGAAUGGCCUGCUUGCACACUGCAGGGAUUCUAUACUUCUAACUAUUUUAAAUUAAACGCAAUCAUUCUGAAAGCGAAUAUGUGCAUGGGGUUGAGAGAUGCCAGCAGCUGAAUUUUUUAAAGCGUGCCCACUUUAUUGGAAUAGAACUAAUAAUAACUCAAUUGUACACAUACGAGAUUAAAUUCUUUUUUUUACAGAGUUGGGCUGAGCUGUUUCUAAUGCACUGAUUAUUAAUUACACGAGAAUUAAUCGUGGAAUUGUGAACUUAGAUUUAUGUCAAAAAGGCAUUUAUUCAUCGAACCUUCAGUUUAAAUAAAAAGCUAUAUUUAUUACUGAGUAAACCCCCUCCUCUUUCCUCCGGAGAAUCGCCCUCUGUUGACAUUGGAUUCCAUUGCAUCAAUCACAAAGACACUUGUUCAGUCGCUGGUCCACUGCCUCGAAGGGCAGAUAUAUUUAACGGAAUUCACUGCCGGGCCCGCUAACCGAGCAGAAGAAGGGGAUAAAAGAGGGUGGGGGGAGAAAACGUCUGAAAGAAACAAUGAGCACCUCGACGCUUGGGUCCCAUGAGCGCACAGAUGAAAAUACCACUACAACACAGGUGUCUUCAAUUAACUUCAAUGACUACGCCACAUUAAAAAGCGUGGCGGAGAGCAUGCUGGAUGUUACCUUACUCAUGUCUAAUACAACACAAUUGGUUGGAGUUCUCGAACAAGGACCUGAAUUUAAGUACUACGUUCCUCUUAUUGUCCUGAUUAGUCUCUCUCUUAUACUUCAGGUUGUGAUCUUUUUCCUGCUUGUUUUUAGUGCAAAAACCAAUGUGACUGAAAUCGACAACCAGAAAACAUUGAACAAAUGCAACAAAAUUACCAUUAUCCUUGUGGGGGCCACUCUUCUUAUAAACGUAGUCAUCACUUCACUUGAUACACAGAAAGUAAAUUCUUGAUGACCACAGGAAUCCAAACUUCUACAUCUUGCAGGUGAACCUAAGGAGCAGCAGAAUCUGCAAGAUCACAGCAGCAUUCCAAAUUAACUCUUCCACAUUGUGCCUGUUGGUUUGUAAUUCACUUUUCAAUAAUAAAUUUUGUAUUUUAAUUUCAUAUGCCCACUUGGCUUAUUAGAUUAAGAUAUACAGCAACUUUACAAGGCAAUGGCCAAUAUACUGUUAAAGCAAAUACUCAUAAUCUUAAGCUUUAUAGUUUAAUGUUGUACCAGCAUUGUAUUAAUAUUUAUUAAUGUCAAAGCUUCCAUUGUAAUAGGUACAGGAUUAAUGGAGUUUCAUUGCUUGAAGUUGACAUUUGCUUUGUUCACAUUGAUCUUUUGACAUUAGGGGAUGUAUUUUUUUCCAUUCAGCUUGCUUACUGUUAACAAUUUUUGCUUAUGUUAUUGAGAAGCAAUAAAAUAAUUGAGCAAAAUUGAAAAAUACAUAAUUGUUUUGCAAAGCAAUAUAAAUCAAGGUGGAAUGCUAAAAGACAACUAAGAUGUUCUACUUCUACCCAGAUGUGCUUAGAAUGAAUGUGAAUCAGGGUUAAGUGAACGUCCGAACUAGUAACGGACAGUCUUAUGUAUAAUCACGCAGCGUCUACUUAUUUGUAAUUAAAUUUAUGCCUUUGCAUAUUGUUACGCACAAUGGACAAAUACAUUCCGCAGUCAAGCAUAUUAAAGCCGGAUUGUAACUUGGACAACAGUCUUGCAGGUUGAGGAUGAGGUAGCAACAAACUGGCCUAACAUUGACAGUGCCCAGGAGAUUAAACCUGCAGGCUUCAAAUGUAUAGAUUUAUUCAGAAUUUUUCCUAAUAUCAGUGUGAAGUGGCAUCUGAGUAGUGGAUGGAAGCCAGGUGUUGUGUAACUGAAAAUCAAAAAAAUGCUCAACAGCACUCAUGAAUUGCUAGCAGGAGGUUUACCAGGUGGAACAGAGAAGGCUGCAAGUUUCUUUGUUUGGCUGGGUUGAAUAUCUUUGUUUCUUCUGCUCACAAGCAAAGGCAAAAAGACUCUAUUUUUUCCAUUAAGUUACUUUGACAGGUAAACCACUAUGGCUUCCACAUUCUGCAAAACACAGCAAUUGGUAUAAUUAAUGAGUCCCACUGACUUUGAGCAGGUAUCACUCCAGUGACUUUGGUGUUCCAUGGCAGUGUUAAUUAUUCAUCCACCUGGCUUCUUCCUUAUGUGAUUUCAAAUUUGGAAAGACACAUAUUGAACAUUGAAUAAUAAAGAGAUUAUACCAGCAGAAAUGUAAUGGAUUCAAUAAAUGUUAAAAAUUAAUAUUGAAGUCCAAAGUUUUUACUCUGAUCCUGAAAUGGCUUCGGCAUUUCAGUGUUUCCAUACAAUAUACAAUGCUCAAAAGAGAGAUGGGACCAAAGAUUCUUUGACUUCCACUAAUUUAAGGUAAUCUGUAAAUAACAAUUCCUCUAAGAUGUGCUGCCCAAAGCCAUCCUGAUGGUCUGCACACGGUAAUCAGCAUGUCAACAUUUUCCCGGCAUUGACUUCUAGUUUUCAAGAUUGCUGCCGACAAAGACCUCAGUGAUCCAUGUAGAAAAACGGAAAAUCUGUGGGACCAUUAUCAAUAAGCCUCAUAAUGUGGCUUAUUUCCACUU
This is a messenger RNA of Chiloscyllium plagiosum (whitespotted bambooshark), 2618 nucleotides long. RefSeq names its product ninjurin-2-like. NCBI's taxonomy places the organism in Eukaryota, Metazoa, Chordata, Chondrichthyes, Orectolobiformes, Hemiscylliidae. The record is from RefSeq and is a predicted model, not a curated record. Gene Ontology annotation, cellular component: membrane. Gene Ontology annotation, biological process: tissue regeneration; cell adhesion; monoatomic ion transport.